This is a messenger RNA of Verruconis gallopava, 1553 nucleotides long. RefSeq lists its product as uncharacterized. NCBI's taxonomy places the organism in Eukaryota, Fungi, Ascomycota, Dothideomycetes, Venturiales, Sympoventuriaceae. Bases 208 to 1413 code for a protein of 401 amino acids. The transcript has 2 exons. The record is from RefSeq and is a predicted model, not a curated record.
CUGCCCCCCACUUCUAGGCACCGAACAUUCGAAAGAUGAGAAGUCGAGAAAGCUUGACUCCGAGGUACAGGAAUGAGCUGGAUAGCGUGUAGCGAUUCUUUGUUGAUUUAAACACAACGCCCCGUUCCGCCCGUUGCAUUUGUUUACGUAGACAUUGACGUAGACGUAUAUACUAUUCUAAUUGAAGAAUCAUUAUAUGCCCGUAAUAUGACCUUGGCGGCAGCAGAGAAAGCCUUUGCGGAGGCAACCGACCCUUCUUCAAGUAAGCUACAUGCAGCUAUUCUCGCCGGUGUAGAUAAAAAUGGCAAGAAAAUAUACAGCAAGACGUUUGGGCGAAUGGGUAUCGCGCCGGAUGCACCGCCGCUCAAAGGGGACGCGGUGAUGAAAGUGGCCUCAUGCACCAAGUUGAUCACGAGCAUUGCCGCUCUGCAGUGCGUCGAUCGCGGCCUGAUAGGUCUCGACGACAGCGUGUUCAACGUCCUGCCGGAACUCAGUAAACUAGAAGUUGUCAGCUCGGACGAUGAAGGCAAGACGCUGAAGCUCAGCCCGCCGAACAAGCCUAUAACCAUCAGGCAGCUUCUCACCCACUCUAGUGGGUUGGCCUACGGGGCCUUGUCCCCGUUGAUCGUGGCAUAUCGGAAUCAAAAUGGUCUUGGGGAGUCUGAAUCGUAUCCCAUCUCGGGCACGGUCGCCGAGUGCUACUCUAAUCCCCUGGCCUUCCACCCGGGAGAAGGAUGGGUCUACGGACCUGGUCUGGACUGGGCAGGGCAGCUUGUUCGCCGGUUGAAUAACAACAUCACCCUUGAACAAUACUUUGUGGACAACAUCUUCAAGCCAGUGGGUGCUCCUGCGCCAUAUCCGACGUUCAACCUCAGCGAACACCCGGAGCUGAAAGCGAACCUGCUCGAGUGCGCAAAUCGCACUGCAGAGGGGGGGUUGGAGCCUGUCUCCGCCCCGUUUGGCGAUAUGCCAAAGGACGAGCAUGGCGGUUCUGGCCUGGCCCUGACCACGGACCACUAUCUUGCCGUACAAGCAGAUCUGUUGAGUGACAGCCCGAAACUGCUUAGCAAAGAGAUGAUUUCGGCCUUAUUCUCGCCGCAGCUGGAGGAAGGUUCGGCAGCUCAAAAGGGCCUUGAAGCAUGGUCGCUCAUCUUCGCGCCGAUGACCGGUGGUGAGGUCGGUAUGCCUGGCGUUAACUAUGGUUUAGGUGGCUGUCUGUUCACAAAGGGUAUUCCCAAUACUGGAACUCCUCCAGGAACGUUGAUGUGGGGUGGUUUCACAAAUCCAGUAUGGCAGAUUAACCGAGAGAAGGGCAUUGCUGGUUGGCUUGGUGUACAGCAGCUUCCACCUGGCGAUCCUACCUUUGUCGCCUUGGGAAAGAUUUUUUGGACGGAUUUCUGGGCUACAUUCUAGACCAAGAGUGAGGAUAAUCUUUCUCCUUGAGCGGAAUGCAUAUUGCCAGGCUUUCAGAGGAUGCAAAAUUGCGCUUUUGAAAUCAACCACGCAUCCUCGCAUUUCUUUGCAUACUUUCCCUCGACAAUCCGACUUCAUUA